This is a messenger RNA of Branchiostoma belcheri (Belcher's lancelet), 543 nucleotides long. Its product is annotated as AN1-type zinc finger protein 1-like. Gene Ontology annotation, molecular function: zinc ion binding. The coding region runs from base 40 to 543 and encodes 167 amino acids. Gene Ontology annotation, cellular component: cytoplasm. The transcript has 6 exons. NCBI's taxonomy places the organism in Eukaryota, Metazoa, Chordata, Leptocardii, Amphioxiformes, Branchiostomatidae. The record is from RefSeq and is a predicted model, not a curated record.
GAGCGCUCUGAUUGGUCAACAACCGCACAUCACAGAAACAUGGCGGAACUUCCCGAGUUGGGACAACAGUGCAGCGUGGAUUCUUGUAAACAACUCGAUUUCCUUCCGUUUAAGUGCGAUGCCUGCUCUGGAAUAUUUUGCAAAGAACAUCGGUCCAGGGAUGGUCAUUCAUGUUCAGAGUGUAAUAUACAGCGAGAGAAAGUGGAGGUGACCAGCCCUAAGAGCUACCCCUGUACCUACCUGGACUGUACAAACAGAGAACUCAUGCCGGUUAUAUGUGAACACUGCAAUAAACACCUCUGUCUACAACACAGGCACCAGCAGGACCAUGAGUGUGAGAAGUACGAAGCUCCUCAAGAAAGGAUGACACAAACCAAGGAGCUCAUCCAGAAAAUAGCUGAUUCUAAAAAGGAUGCAGGAGAGAAAAAGAAGAAGAAGAUGGGAGCGAAGUCUGCCCAGAUGGCUGCCAAGGUGGCCCUCAUGAAGAUUAAGAUGAAAGCUGAGGGGGACAAAUCUAUACCACAGGUAUGUUCUGGUAUUUAA